Molecule: messenger RNA, 1720 nt
Organism: Aaosphaeria arxii CBS 175.79
Lineage: Eukaryota; Fungi; Ascomycota; Dothideomycetes; Pleosporales
Product: RNA-binding domain-containing protein
Exons: 4
Coding region: 297-1397 (366 amino acids)
Cellular component (GO): cytoplasm; ribonucleoprotein complex; nucleus
Molecular function (GO): mRNA binding
Source: RefSeq, a predicted model, not a curated record
UUCUGCCCCAUCCAUCCAGUCAACUCAAAGGACAAACAAACCACAGCUCUUCAACCUUCCCACCACCCUCAACCACUCCUCGGGCUCGUAGCUACCCACCCUCCCAACUCCCUCCGUCAAUUUACUUCCACCUUCCAGGCGGUCCUGUCAAUUUCCAUCCCUUUCAAUUCACACACUGUUCACGGUACGACCUUUACCUAGGCUCUAUACCAGGACUUCCCAAGUUUCCCUCAACUUACCACGCACGUCUCGAUACUUGUUCGUGUCAUCAACUCCCGUAAACUUCAACCUCAAUCAUGUCCGCCCCAGUCGAUAGUGUUACCGCCCAGAUGGCCACUACCUCCCUCACCGACAAUAAUGCCGCUACCACCGACAACGCUAGCACUCAACCCACCGCAGCCGAGAACGAGGCUGUUCUUGCCAGCGCCGCUGAGGGCAGGAGACUUUACAUUGGAAACCUCGCAUAUGCGACCACCGAGGGGGAGUUGAAGGACUUCUUCAAGGACUACCUCGUCGAGUCUACUACCAUCCCCACCAACCCCCGCACCUCUCGUCCCGUCGGAUAUGCCUUCGUUGCUCUCUCGACUCCCACUGAGGCAGAGCGUGCCAUCGCUGAGCUGAACGGCAAGGCCAUCCUUGACCGCAAGGUCUCCAUCCAGCUCGCUCGCACUCCCGAGGCUCACGCCGAGGGCUCUGGCAGCGGUGCCGAAGGUACCAGCGGUACUGAGCACCGUCGCCGUGCUUCCACUCGCGGACGUGGCCGCGGACGUGGCCGUGGUGCCCGCGCUGGACGUGGUGGACGUAAGGCCGAUGGUGCUGAGGGCGCCGAGACUACUGAGGGUGAGGCCGCUGCCACUGACAGCACACCCGCAGCUGUUCUUCCCUUGACCGAUGCAACAAACGAUGCAUCCGCCGAGAAGGGCGCUGAGAAGAAGAACCUCCCCCCACGUGAGCGCAAGCAGCGUGGACCCCCCGAGGAUGGCGUUCCUUCCAAGACCAAGGUUAUGGUCGCCAACCUUCCUUAUGACCUCAAGGAGGAUAAGCUCCUCGAGAUCUUCAAGGACUACCAACCCACCACCGCUAAGAUCGCCCUUCGUCCCAUUCCUCGCUUCAUGGUCAAGAAGCUCCAGGCUAGGAACGAGCCCCGCAAGGGCCGUGGUUUCGGCUUCGUCACCCUUGGCUCUGAGGAGCUCCAGCAGAAGGCUUGCGCCGAGAUGAACGGAAAGGAGAUUGAGGGACGUGAGAUCGCCGUCAAGGUCGCCAUCGACUCUCCCGGAAAGGAGGAUGACCACCCUGAGGCUGCUACCGAGGGUGAGGAGGCCGCCGCUGCCCCUGCAGCCACUGAGGCCCCCGCCGCUACUACCACCGAGACCCCCGCUGCCACGACUACGGCUUAAGAGAUUUGCCAGUCUGGUCAGCAAGUAGGAGAUGGAGCUGCGUUCUGACUUUGUGUCGAGCCUGAUCCUGCCUGCUUAAGAUAUGAGUUCGGAUGGGGCAAUUUGGAGUUGCCGACACAUAUUUUCAUUACCUGCUAGACAUCUUUGGGCCUGGUUUACUUAGUCGUGAGUAUAGGAUCGGAAAAGUGAAUCGGAGUCUAUGGUCCCGGCAGGACCUGGGGUAUGGUAGGCCGGAUUACUGAAACUUUGUCUUAAAUUACCCUAAAAGAUCUACAUAAUCUCGACUCAGUCUAGCAUUUCAAUAAUGCAAGAACAUGGUCAUG